UCAUUUUUCUUUUUGUAGUGUGAUAGUCUCUUAGAGAGUAAAUUUCAUUAGGUUAUUUCAGCUUCCGAGCUACAUUGCUAUGUCUCUGUCUCCUCCUGCUCCUCGAGGAUCACUGGGCAAAAAAUGACUACUUCAGCUCGUACGAUGGACGAAAUUUAUCAGGAAAGGAAAUUGCUAAAGCAUGUUCGUGAUAAUGUUCAUGGCAACAUCUUCCUCGAGCCGAUCUUCUUGAAGUUUGUUGACACACAACAAUUUCAGAGACUCCGUGAUUUGAAGCAACUUGGUUUAACUCACAUGGUUUACCCCGGGGCUGUACACUCUCGUUUUGAGCAUUCACUGGGUGUUUAUUGGCUGGCCGGCAAAGCUGUAGAUAUUAUUAAAAGAUACCAAGGCCCAGAGCUUGGUAUUGAGCACUCUGAUGUACUGACGGUAAAACUUGCUGGUCUACUUCAUGAUAUUGGCCAUGGGCCAUUCAGUCACACGUUUGAGCGCCAGUUUCUUCCCCAGCUCCUUAGUGGCUACCCAUGGUUCACAUUAUUUCAACAAGGAUACAUACAUCAUGGCUCUUCCAGAGUAAUGUCUCAUGAAGAUAUGUCUGUAAAGAUGAUUGAUUACGUUGUUGACGAGCACAAUAUUGAUAUAGAUCACGAAAUUCUCAAGAAAGCCAAGGAAAUGAUUAUAGCUAGUCCUGAUCGUCCUUCACAAAGAGAAAAACAAUUCUUGUAUGAUAUUGUUGCAAAUGGUCGCAGUGGAAUUGAUGUCGACAAGUUUGACUACAUUGUUCGUGACACCCGUGCUUGUGGCCUAGGAUGCAGCUUUCAGCCUGACAGGUUGAUGGAGACGAUGCAAGUUGUUGGUGACGAAAUAUGUUAUCGUUCUAAAAAUUAUCUGACAAUUCACAAGCUAUUUGCGACCCGUGCUGACUUGCAUCGGACAGUCUAUGCACAUGCGAAAGUGAAGGCAAUAGAAUUAAUGGUGGUAGAUGCAUUGGUAAAAGCUAAUCCGUAUCUCAGUUUGACGUCCUCAAUUCAUGAACCAUCUGAGUUUUGGAAGCUAGAUGACUCAAUCCUUAAAACAAUUGAAACUUCUACCGGAAAAGAGCUCAAGGAAUCUAGAGACCUCAUUCUUCGCAUUCGCAGAAGGGAUAUAUACCAGUUCUGCAAUGAAUUUUCUGUUCCAAAGGAGAGGCUUGAGCACUUCAGAGGCAUCACACCUCAAGAUAUUGUUUGCUCGCAGGUAACAAAUGGCAUCACUUUGAAAGAAGAUGAUGUCGCUGUAUGCAAUGUUAAAAUUGAUUUGACAUGUGGAAAGGAAAACCCUCUUGAAAGAAUAAAGUUUUUCAAGGACUACGGCGGGGAUCAAGAAAAAUUUCCCAUCGCGGAAGACCGUAUCAGUCACUUGUUGCCAGCAUUUUACGAAGACAUGAUAGUGAGGGUUUAUAGCAAGAGGCCUGAACUGGUGGGAGAUGUUUCUGCUGCCUUUGAAAAUUAUCAGCUCAAGACCUUCGGAAGGAAGGCGCAAGUUCAUGAAACCCCCAACAAGAAAAAGCGACGAAAAUGAUUGUUUGCAUAUUCAUCCAUCUUGAAGCUUGUAAAUAUUGGUUCCCUAUUCUCUAACGAUUUGUCUCCAACGGCUUCCUUACACAAGUUUGCUAAUUGCCACUUGAUAUAAAUAAUGCCCUCACCCUCCAUUUGUCUAUAGACUUUAUGGCACAUGUGAAAUUAAGAAUGUGUAUUAUGCCUGAAUGCUUGAUCAGCCUGACCCUACCCAAGGCAUUUAGAUACAUUAGGCAGAGCUUCAAGCCAAACACUGAGCAGGAGUCAAACCUUGCCCUACUUGGUUUGAACAUGUGCCAAGUUUUUUUUUAAUAAUAUUUUUAUUAUGGUUUUUUUUAA
This is a messenger RNA of Prosopis cineraria, 1895 nucleotides long. RefSeq lists its product as uncharacterized. The coding region runs from base 124 to 1560 and encodes 478 amino acids. The record is from RefSeq and is a predicted model, not a curated record. Gene Ontology annotation, molecular function: dGTPase activity. Lineage: Eukaryota; Viridiplantae; Streptophyta; Magnoliopsida; Fabales; Fabaceae. Gene Ontology annotation, biological process: dGTP catabolic process. Gene Ontology annotation, cellular component: nucleus. The transcript has 20 exons.